CACGCUCAAUAAUUAUUUUUAUCAAAAAAAAAAAAAAAAAAAAAAACGCUAAUCGAAAAAACCCAACCUCGUCGGCGACGACAGAGGGACGAACUCUGUCCAUAUCACCUCCGCCUGCCACCGAAAACGUCGCACGCGGUUGUGCAAUUCAGUUCAUUCUGUCAUUAAUCAGUGUCGGGAAUGCUUGUUGGAAAAAAUUCCAUCCAGGAAACCUAUUAUGAUAUUCUUCAUGUAAAAGAAGAUGCAAGUUACAAAGAAAUACGCGUAAGUUAUCGAAGUGCCAUCCUUAAUUUUCAUCCUGACAAACUAGUAAAGACCAAUGAGAUGGUUAAUCCAAGUGAGGAAUCAGGAGAUAGAUUUUUGAAGGUACAGAAGGCAUGGGAAAUCCUAAGUAAUUCGAUGUCACGUGCACUUUAUGAUAAUGAGCUGCAGGGCUCGAGAGCGGAAAUUGGAGUAGCAGAAGAUGUAGGCAUAUAUGAUAUGAUGGUUGAAGAUAAUGGAGAUACCUUGGUGCUUUGUUACCAGUGCCAGUGUGUAGCAGUCUUAGCCAGAAAGAGAAUGGGUUCUGGUGAAGGAAGGCCCCAUUGGAGUGUCUAUGAUGGCGUGAAGGUUAUCCCCUCAACGCCUGAAGCACUCAUGGCAGCAAUGAACACAGCCAUUGCUAAUCUGGAAUAUUCACGUGCUACUGCCCUCCUCGAGUCAAAAUCUUCUUCCCAGUCAAAAAUCAAGAGGUCUGAUGUAAGUGUGGGCCGUGUGGCUGCUCAAUAUGAUGCCAGAUUGGCUGAUGAGGCUUACAAGGCAGGAUGUGCGGCGUUGGCUGCUGGCAAGCUUGAUGAGGCUUUGCAAUCUUUGAAUGUCUCUCUCUCGAAAUGCCCUCCCAACAAGACUUCAGCUGUUGCUAAGCUUCAGUCCCUUAUUUCUCUCACAUCUCAGCAACUGCAAAAAUCCUCCAAGUGAAUUAAGCGGUACCUAUAGGUUCAGGUAAUCAAGUGAUUAUAUUUUGUUUUUCUGAAUUAUGCUUGGUUAAAUCCAUGAAGAUGAUUUAUUUUAAAAAGGGGAAUUUUGAAUCGUUCAUUACACUAGUCAUGCUUUUGCUGGGGGAGGAUUUCCAUUAUGCUGUAAUAUAUUGGACCAGCCUUUGUUGAAUUUAUUUCAGUUUUCUUUCCCAUUAUUAUCUCAAAGUUUAUGGAAUUUAUGGGGCAUGCAAAUCUUCUUAUCA
Molecule: messenger RNA, 1219 nt
Organism: Tripterygium wilfordii
Lineage: Eukaryota; Viridiplantae; Streptophyta; Magnoliopsida; Celastrales; Celastraceae
Exons: 3
Coding region: 181-957 (258 amino acids)
Cellular component (GO): chloroplast
Source: RefSeq, a predicted model, not a curated record